AUGGACUUCGCCAGCUAUUUCCGCAGCCUCGUCGAGGUCCGUCGCGCGCUGCAUGCGCAGCCAGAGGUGAGCUUCAAGGAGUUCAAGACCCAAGAAACUAUCCGCGCGUACCUCACCAACGAGGCCAAGAUCCCGGCCGAGACCAUUCGCUCCUGCGCCAACACUGGCCUAAUUGUGGACAUCGACGGUCCCGCGAACGAAAGCGGGUCGUCGCGCAAGUGCGUGGCCUUCCGCGCCGACAUGGACGCGCUACCGAUGCAAGAGAACAACCCGCACCUCGAAUAUCACUCGGCGCAGCCGCACGCUGCGCACAUGUGUGGGCACGAUGGACACAUGGCGUCGCUUCUAGGCUUUGCCGUCUUGGUGAGCCGCCAGCGCCACUUGCUGCCACCCAACACCCGUGUUCGUCUUCUCUUUCAGCCUGCCGAAGAAGGUCACUUUGGUGCUGUCGAAAUGAUCAAGGACGGCUGUCUCGAUGGCGUCGACGAGGUGUACGGGUACCAUAACAUGCCUGCGCGCUUUGGCUUGCUCCUCGUGCAGCCGGGUCCGAUGAUGUCGCACUCGAGCCGCUUCACAAUCCGACUCUCGGGGCCGGGCGGGCACGGCUCAGCCCCCCACCAAACCACCGACCCAAUCGUUGCCGCGGGUCAUAUCAUUGUCGCCAUGCAGUCGGUUGUCAGCCGCAGCGUUCCGGCGCAGGAGAGUGCGAUCCUCUCGAUCACGCAGGUGCACGGUGGCGAGGCCGACAACGUCAUCCCGUCGUCUGUCGUGCUCUCCGGGACGUGCCGUGACUUUUCGCCCGCGGUCUUCGACAUCCUCCAAGCGCGCAUGCACGCGAUCGUCGAGCACACGGCCGCGGCGCACAAUGUGAAGGGCGAGCUGAGCUUCCGGCAAGGCUACCCCGUUACGUUCAACACGACAGACGAGGCCAACGUUGUUCGUGAUGUUGCUCAAGCUGCGCUGGGUGUCGAGAACGUCACUGCUGCGGGGCUACCUAACCCUGCGUCCGAAGACUUUUCCUACUACCUGCAAGCACGUCCCGGUGCCUUCUUCUUCCUUGGGACAAAGGACGAGGCGAUUGCCCAGAACCGCAACCUGCACAGCGAUACGUUCGACUUCAACGACGGGGUGCUUCCAAUCGCGGCACGAAUCUUUCUGGGCAUCGUGCACCAUCGCCUGGGUUGCUCGCUGUACUCGGACGAGGACCUGACUGCGAUUCUGGAGUCGUUGCAGUAG
Messenger RNA from Saprolegnia diclina VS20, 1236 nucleotides. RefSeq lists its product as hypothetical. The record is from RefSeq and is a predicted model, not a curated record. Gene Ontology annotation, molecular function: hydrolase activity. NCBI's taxonomy places the organism in Eukaryota, Oomycota, Saprolegniomycetes, Saprolegniales, Saprolegniaceae. The coding region runs from base 1 to 1236 and encodes 411 amino acids. The transcript is spliced from 9 exons.